Dichomitus squalens LYAD-421 SS1 is the source of this 1692-nucleotide messenger RNA. RefSeq lists its product as uncharacterized. The coding region runs from base 1 to 1692 and encodes 563 amino acids. The transcript has 4 exons. The record is from RefSeq and is a predicted model, not a curated record. NCBI's taxonomy places the organism in Eukaryota, Fungi, Basidiomycota, Agaricomycetes, Polyporales, Polyporaceae.
AUGGGACGCAAGCUGCACCCGGGCGCAGCGCAGUCUCUUCCUACCGCCGUCGCCCUGGACAGUGUGCGGAGCCAGAAGUUGGAGAUGACGACGGCGAAGGGCGAGAGGCUCGCGAUCGACGGGCAGGUGCACAUGUACACGCCGAACUAUUUGUUGACGCAUCCGUUGGUGAGCCCGGUUGUGAGCUACCUCGGUGGGCUGCCGCCGCUGCUCGUCAGUGCCGGGGAUAAGGAGGUGCUAAGAGAUGAGAUCAUCUACUUCGCGCACAAGGCUGCGCAUCCGGAGAAGUAUCCUGUGAAGCCCGAGUCAAAGUUGUUGUACCCCGCACUAGAGGGGAUCGAGCAGCGAUGCGGGCCGACUAAGGUUCACCUACAAGUCUACGACGAUUGCGCGCAUACGCUUCCGAUCUUAUUCGCGUUUACAACCCCGGGCAAGUAUUGCUUCCGUGCAAUGGCCACAUUCAUCAAGUACGUGACAGGCAUGCUCCCCAAGCCGAGCACGGAAGUGCCCACGAUCCUGGGUAACGAGAACAGAACGACCCUAUCACCUGAGAGUACGCAGAUGAACCUCCUCAGCUCUGCUUCCACGACCCAUGCCAACCAGGAACAAGCCUCGCUCAGCGGACCCUCUCACCUACCAAUUGCCCGGUCUGAGCCUCUGGUGGCUGAUGAUGUCGCUAGUACAAUAAGCUCUCCCUCACUUGCGAACAGCGUCGGCGCCUCGCAGUGCGGCCCUUCCGAAGCUCCUGUCGCGCCCGAGCGCAGAAAGUCGAAACGUCGCGCGUUCAGCGCCAGCGUGUCGCGCGCAAGUAGCUUCCUGCGCCGUCGACACGCGACUUCGGAAGUCGAGGUUCCCCCUAUCCCAAGCAGCCCUCGUAGCCCACCUCAUGGGCACAGUUCAUCACAGUCAUCAGAUGUUGGUGGCCCGCGAUGGCAGUUCCACAGGUCCAGCGCCGACCCUUUACAGCACUAUGCCGGCGAGGUGGACGUAUAUGACAACGGUCUGGAUACAAUGAUCCGCGAACGCAUCUCGACGCGGGGCGUCAUCCGCCCGCUCGAGCCCGAGUCUGAGCUGAGCGCGUUCCGCCUGCCCUCCGAACUCAUCGGCGAGAUCUCGGAGCUUGCGGUGCGACGUUAUAUCGAUGGGACGAUCAAGUUCGGGAAGAAGUUCAAGAAAGCGACGACGGCGAUCGAGAAAGCGCGCACCCGUAACUUGGAGCGCGCACGGCAGGACACGAUGAGGAAUACGGUGCAGCUCCAAGCGUUCCUUCAGACCGACAAAGAACAGGAGGGGACUGACACUGGGGAGAAAGAGCAGGGUGUAGUGGGCGGACAGGCCGUGCAGGGCUUGGUGGCGUCAGGUAGCUGGCAGUGGGCGUGGGCGUUGGACAUGGACGAGAACCCACCGCCGAGCAGCAUUGUAUCGAGACGGGAUACCGAGGAGGCGAGACGGCUGGCCAAGAUUGCGGACCAUGCGGUGCUCACGGAGGAUCAUACAAUGAGCGGGAACAACCUCUGGCAGUUGAUCGUCAACUUCCUUACAACCACCCCUGAUCGCGACCAACACAAGCAUCAUAAGCGCCAUGACCACAACCACGAGCGUGAGGAGAAGCAGGAUACGACGGCUACUAGCGCAGAUAGACCCGUGGACGUCCUCUCACCUGCGCUUCCGUAUACCUCCUUUCUCUCGUAA